Molecule: messenger RNA, 935 nt
Organism: Drosophila grimshawi
Lineage: Eukaryota; Metazoa; Arthropoda; Insecta; Diptera; Drosophilidae
Gene: AgmNAT
Product: arylalkylamine N-acetyltransferase-like 2
Exons: 1
Coding region: 42-695 (217 amino acids)
Molecular function (GO): N-acetyltransferase activity
Source: RefSeq, a predicted model, not a curated record
GAAACAUUUUGAGCAUCGAUCAGUGCCACAAAUCGUACUCAAUGAGUGCCCCGGGGAUAAAUGAUGAUAUCGAGAUUUGUGUGGCGACGACAGAGGAUGGCGACAGGCUCAUGGACUUUCUCCACGUGCACUAUUAUCGGGAGGAGCCGCUGACCGCGGGCUGUGAGCCACCGGAGCCGGAUGAGGCCGAUGAAAAAUUUCUGCUCUCCAAUUUACCGCAUGGUAGCUGUCUGCUGGCACUGCACAAGGGUCGCAUCGUGGCUGCCGCUGUCGCCGGUCCCAAGACUGCCGAUGAGGCGGCGCAUCUCUUCGAAGAGGCCACCCACUUGGCCGGCAGCAAAUGGGGUCGCAUUCUGGGCAUUCUGGCAAUCGCCGAGCGCGAUGCGAACGUCUUCAAACGCUUCAACAUCGAUAGAGCACUGCAUCUGCAUGCUAUUGGCGUUGAUAACCAGCUGCGUGGUCGUGCUCUGGGCGAGCGUAUCAUGAACGCCUUGGCCGCUCGGGGCAAAGAGCUGGGCUAUCCGCUGCUCACCGUCGACUGCACAAGCGUCUACUCUAUUCGCCUGAUGAAACGCUUGGGUUACGAUCUGGUCAACACCAUGCGCUACACGGAUUACGUGGAUGCGACGGGCAAACAGAUCAUUUGUCCACCUGCACCACACGAGACCAUGGAGACCUAUGCGCUGCGCUUGUAGGGUUUGUUAGAUCCUUGUUUCAUGUAUAUAGUGCACAUAUAUAGCUAAAUGUGAUUUGUAUUAUUUGUCGUAUUUUUGUUGUUGCAUAUUUAAUACUUUGUCAUACUUAUCAUUAAGUCAGUUCUUAUCAUGGGUGCAUUCGUCAGUAAUUGUUGUCAACGACUCAAACUAUUCAUAUGUAUGAUGUUUUCUUUCCUAGAAUGUAUUUCUGCGUUUGUUAAAUAAAUAACAGUGUUUUUA